UUUAAUCUCUCUCUUUCUGUGUUAGAUGAUGAGUUCGUGAGUGCUAUGGAUUACAAAAGCUGACAGCUAUAUUUUCUCGAGAACAUAGUUUCCAAGAAAAGGGUUAAAAGUGAAUAAUUGAGCUCCAAAAGCCUCCCCAAUUCUUCUCUCAGAGCUGCGUCUUUAAUGGCCCCACUGUUUAGUUGAAUCUGAACCCAUCUGAGAAUCACAAGUUUUUUGGGACAACUUGUUAAUUUUAUAAGACAAGUUAAUACUUUUAUUUGGAAGUUAAUAGGGAAGAAGCUUGGAAAGUUGGAAAUCUCACCAUUGAUGAUCUAUGCUUUCUCUCCAUCUACUUUUGUUGGACUUAGAUGGACGUUCCCUCAUUGGAACAACCUUGUGAAAUUGGAGCUGAUAGAUACCCUUUGCUAAUGGAGCGGCAGGAAACACAUAAUGAUAGAGAGCACGUCAUUGACAUACCAAGGAGUAAUGAUGCUUCGUCAAGCUCAUCGUAUGAUGAUGAACCUCCUGGAAUGGACCCACCACAGCAUGAAGACAGAGCAUCAGGUAGCACAGGAGUCCCUACGCAUCAAACUUCUGUGUCAUCCACAAAUAGAGUAAACUCCAGGAAUUCUUCCUUAAUAAGGAGAGGUGAUGGAUAUUCGCAUCGCCGUAGGAGCCCAUUAAAUUCUGGCCUAUGGAUUUCUGUUGAGCUAGUUGUUACUGUGAGUCAAAUUAUUGCAUCUAUUGUUGUUUUGUCAUUGGCAAGAAAUGAAAAACCACAGGCCCCACUAUUUGAGUGGGUUGUGGGUUAUGCAUCUGGUUGUGUUGCAACGCUGCCUGUUCUUUAUUGGCGCUUUCGUAACCGCAACCAGGGUAGGGAGCAAGAUUCCUCACGGACACAACAGGAUUCUUCUCAAGGCAACUCUUCAUCUGAACCUGCUUCAUACACAGCUAUUUCAGCUGUUCGAAAUUCAGAAGUGGAAGAGCAGCAAACUGCAGUUACAUCUUCAAGACACAGUGAGAUUGUCCCAAGCUUUAGCUCACGCUUCAAUGGACUAGUGGACCACUUCAAAAUGGCAUUGGAUUGCUUUUUUGCUGUGUGGUUUGUUGUGGGUAACGUGUGGAUUUUUGGAGGUCACUCUUCCCCCUCUGAUGCUCCAAAAUUGUAUAGGUUAUGUAUAGUUUUCCUUACAUUUAGCUGUAUUGGGUAUGCCAUGCCAUUUAUACUAUGUGCAACAAUUUGUUGUUGCUUGCCCUGUAUAAUUUCAAUCCUGGGCUUCCGGGAGGAUCUUUCACAAACCAGAGGUGCCACACCAGAAUCCAUUAAUGCUUUACCGACUUACAAGUUCAAGUUGAAGAAAAAUGGUGAUGAUCAAGAAGUAAACUCUGGAGCUGGUGAUGGUGGGGUUUUGGCAGCAGGAACAGAAAAAGAGCGUGCCAUCUCAGGAGAUGAUGCAGUUUGCUGUAUUUGCUUAGCAAAAUAUGCAGACAAUGAUGAAUUGAGGGAGCUACCGUGCUCCCAUUUUUUCCACGUGGACUGCGUGGAUAAAUGGCUGAAGAUCAACGCAUCAUGUCCCCUCUGUAAAUUUGAGGUUGCUGAGAAUAGUGGGGCUUCACCGUUAAACACCAGCCGGCAAGAGAGUGAGAGGAGGGUGGAUAAUGGGCCAGCUGACGGUGUCUAUGGGAGCACUGUGUUCUAGUUAGUUGAUUUCUCAACCCCAAUUGGUGUUGCAAGCUUUAGGUCACUAUCACAAUUUAUCUACAGUGUCCCUUCUAUUGGCCGGGUUCCUAUAUUUUAAAUGAGAACAAUAUAUUUGAAUUAUAGUGAUGUGAAGAAUACAUGAACUUUGGCAUUAUUGACCGGAACGGUGAGAUUUGUGGGAAGAAGUUUCCAUGAGAACAAACUGAAUCUGGUUUCUGUUCCAGUCAGGAACUCCAGCUGAGAAGCUUUCAGUUUUGCAAAUUUAUACAUAACCAGAUACGAGUAUCCAUUGAUUACUUCUGAAGCCUAUUUUUCUGCUUUACCAGUUUUGGCAGAUUCUCUCUUGGAUAUAUGGAUCGAGGAGACCCACCUUUUGGGGCCAGAGAGCACUCACAAGCACGCAAGCAGUGCAUUUCUGUUACUGGAAAACCGAUCAUUGAAGCUGUUUUAAAUUUGCAUGUGUUGCCAACAUUGUAUUAUCCGGUGUUGCAUUGAUGCAAGAAAAUAAAACUCUGUGAUAUCCCAGGGAGAAUGCACAUGAAAGUGAUGUUAAUGUAUGAAUUUUAUUGUAACAAUUGUAGGUGGGGAAAUGUGUGAAAUUUUGCAAUUGUGCACUAUUAUUGGACCAACUCAAGAACUAUUAGUCUAAUUUGGAUUUUAAUUAUUUGAAAAAUAA
Molecule: messenger RNA, 2360 nt
Organism: Cornus florida
Lineage: Eukaryota; Viridiplantae; Streptophyta; Magnoliopsida; Cornales; Cornaceae
Product: E3 ubiquitin-protein ligase At1g63170
Exons: 5
Coding region: 351-1682 (443 amino acids)
Molecular function (GO): zinc ion binding
Source: RefSeq, a predicted model, not a curated record